Molecule: messenger RNA, 2672 nt
Organism: Effrenium voratum
Lineage: Eukaryota; Dinophyceae; Suessiales; Symbiodiniaceae
Source: the annotation of a GenBank genome assembly
CAUCCAGCAGGAUGCCGCUUGGCAGUCGCGAGCCUCUUGCGACGCCAUGGCAGCAAUAACCUCGACCGCGAGAUGGUGGCAGCGCUCACGCGGCUUUAGCACCUGGCCGGGUCGCCUGCCGCGGUUCCGGCUCCAUCAGCCAGGGGAGGACCAUGAGCAGCUGCUCAGAGGUCUGCCCAGCAUGGCAGACGUGGAGCACUUUGCCAAGCGCUGGCGGCGGCGGGUGCCCUGCCCUGACCCCUGGGCGCCGGUCGAAGGGCUCUACAUCCUGGGCCUCUACAGCCGCGCCAAGCAGCGCGUGUACCUUGGCCGCUACGAGUUCCGCUGCCUGGUGGAGCACGUGCUUUGGACGGCGAACGUGCGCCCGCAAGAGGCGGGUGAAGAGGCGCUGCCAGCACACCAGCUGCUGCUUGCGGCCUAUGCCUUGGCCCACUGCAAGCAGAAGGAGACCUUUCAACAGCUGGUGCCUGCCCUGCGCAGCUCGCUGCAGCAGGGACAGCUGGAGCCGCAGGAGCUCGCAAAGCUCGCGUGGAUGUUCUCCGUGGCCACGCUGCCCAACGAUCCCUUGCUGCCUACAGUAGGAGGCACUGCGCUGCAGACUCCCGGCAUUAGGCCGCAGCACCUGUCACAGAUCGCCCUGGCCCUGGCUGCCUCAGAGCAGGAGGAGGCCAUGUCCAAGCUGGAAGCGGUGCUGGAGCGGCUGCUGACGGAAGAGAACAUCCAGGAGUUGAAGCCUAUGGACCUGCAGGCCCUGGCCUCGGGUCUGCUGCGGGCGCCGCAGCGCAUGGCGCGGUUCCUGCCGCACUUGUUGUCCCCGCGCAUGGAUCGCCGCGGCCUGGUCAUCCUCUACCGCGCCUUUCAGCAGCACCGCGGCGCGCUGAGCGCGGAGGACUUGGCGGCGAUCGAGGCGAAGAACCGGGAGCUGAUGGCGGACAUGGAGGAGAUGCUGGUCAAGGCUGCCGCGCCUGAGCCAACUCCCUGGGCAGUGGCAGCGCCUUCAGAGUACCAGCAGCUUCUGCAGGAGCCGAACAUCACGGAGGUGGACCAUGAAUGCACCGUCGCCCUGCUGAACCGCCUGGGCAUCACGACGGACUGGCAGCAGCAGGCGCCCGCCUGGGAGCUCCAGGCGCGGAGCCUGCUGCAGCGCCUCCGCUCGGUGCCCUUCCUCGAGGCACACCCGGUGCCCAAACGCGAGCAGACGUUCGGCUACGCCUGGUGGUCUCUUCAAGGGGCUGAUGCGCAGACCUCUGGCGAGCUUCUUCUGCGCAGCGGGCAUCACAGUCGAGCAGCUGUCAACCAAGGAGGCGGUGAUGAACGCAGUUCCGUGGCACCCCUGGUGCCGCUGACUCUUAGCAGUUUCUGCCGCAGCGCUGAUUGCGAGAUCCAGGCCCUCGCAGCAGCUUUGCGUGAGGCAAAGCAGCUAGGUGGCAGGAUCCUGGGGGAGUUGCGGAUCUUGGUGGACCAGACCCCCUGCUUCUCCUGCCUGGGUGCCAUGGCCCAGUUCCGGGCCCUCCUUCCCGAGGUGCGGGUGGCGUGCCACUUCGUGCGUCUCAGCGAGCUUCGGCGUGCGGAAGGGGCGGAGGAGGAGCAUGCCGUCCGCGUCACCUACUCGGUCUAUGAGGGCCAUGAGGCAGCUGCCACCGAGUCUGCAGGCGGCCCGAGCUUAGAGGGCGCUGUGGCAGUGCUGCGGCAGAUGCUGCGGGCGGCCGGGCCCGAGCAGGAGGCGGAGCUCCUUCAACUGAUGGGCCGCGACAUCGAAGAACACACGGGUGAGACCGGCUUCCUGCCGUUGCAGGUGAUGUUGCCCAGCCCCGGGGCCUUCCAUGGAAUGAUCCGCCUGGCCUUGAAGGACGGGAAGGUGCGCGAAGCACUUGCGCUGCUGCGCUUCAUGCGCCGGAAGCACGUCCGGGUCUUUGCGCGGACGCUGCACGACCUUGUGGGAGACGCCGAGGUGCCGCCUCGGGAGGCCAUUGGCUUCUUGCGAGAGACGAUGGAGGCCAUUGGCCUGCCAGCCUCCAAGCGGCUUUUGGGCCAGCUGACCCUCCGCUGCGGCCGGCUGUCGCCGGGGUUCCUGCGCUGGCGUGCACGCAGCCCCCCCGUGUUGGCGGAGGACCGGGCAAAAGUCUCUACUUCCGGCCCGGCUUUCCAGUUCCUCGGCACGUGCAGCGCUGGCCCAACCCCGGCGCGGUGGGGAUGGCCAUCAGCCAGGCAUCCCCGGACUUGCUGCCGCGCUGGAGCCGCGCGCUGGGGGUCUGGGCUCAGAGCAGCCGCCAGGAUCCAGCCGUGCCCUUCCGGAUUCUACUCGAGGCCAUUGGAAUGGAUGAGGCCCCUGCCACAAGCAGUCAACUUCAAGAAGAAGUGCUUUGGGCCCUGGAGCAGACGGGCCUCUUGGAGCGGAUGCUCACCAAGCGGGAGAUCACGGAAGUGCAGGCGGCCGCGGUGAGGAGCAUCCAGGGCAAGCUGGUCCAGCGCUAUGGAAGGGCGACUUGAGGCUCGUCUCUGCCGAAGCGGAUCAUGCAGAGGAUGCUGCAGAAGGAGCACCUCGUUCAUCUCGAAGACGGUGGAGAACUGGCGUUCGCGAGCGCCCAGCGAGGCUUACUCUCCGCAACGGGUCGCCCCAAGGCAGCGGCGAUGGGCGCGUGGAGAUAUCGCGUCUCGUGGGCGAGCGGCAG